This is a messenger RNA of Ostrinia nubilalis (European corn borer), 5352 nucleotides long. It is a transcript of the gene NFAT, whose product is annotated as nuclear factor of activated T-cells 5. Bases 28 to 2199 code for a protein of 723 amino acids. Gene Ontology annotation, biological process: regulation of transcription by RNA polymerase II. The record is from RefSeq and is a predicted model, not a curated record. The transcript is spliced from 12 exons. NCBI's taxonomy places the organism in Eukaryota, Metazoa, Arthropoda, Insecta, Lepidoptera, Crambidae. Gene Ontology annotation, cellular component: transcription regulator complex. Gene Ontology annotation, molecular function: RNA polymerase II cis-regulatory region sequence-specific DNA binding; transcription factor binding; DNA-binding transcription factor activity, RNA polymerase II-specific.
CUGGCCAGGCGGCGGGCGCUGGCGGCCAUGUCGCACUCGGGCCCGCCGGGGCUGGCCGCGCCGCUCACCAGCCGCUCCAGGGAUGGACAGGUGGAGCUACAGAUUCUGUGCCAGCCGGAGACGCAGCACAGAGCGAGAUAUCAGACUGAAGGCAGCCGAGGCGCUGUCAAAGACAACUCCGGGAAUGGUUUCCCAAUAGUCAAAUUAGUAGGAUACGAUAAACCAGCAGUUUUACAGGUGUUCAUAGGAACUGACACGGGCCGCGUAGCACCGCACAUGUUCUACCAGGCUUGCCGCGUGUCGGGCAAGAACUCCACGCCCUGCAAGGAGCGUAAGGAGGACGGCACCGUCGUCAUCGAGAUCGACCUGGAGCCCACGAAGAACUGGCAGGUCACCUGCGACUGCGUGGGCAUACUCAAGGAACGGAAUGUGGACGUGGAGCAUCGGUUCGGCGAGUCGCUGGGAGGGGGGGCGCACGUGUCCCGAGGGAAGAAGAAGUCUACUCGCUGCCGCAUGGUGUUCCGCACCGAAAUCGUGUCGGCGGCCGGCCAGCGGGAGACGCUGCAGGUCUGCUCCACGCAAAUCAUCUGCACUCAACCGCCAGGGGUACCAGAAGUGUGCCGCAAGUCCCUGGUCUCUUGUCCAGCGAACGGAGGCUUGGAACUCUACCUGUUAGGGAAGAACUUUCUCAAAGAGACGCGCGUGGUCUUCAGCCAGAAGCAGGAAGGCCGCAGCGUGUGGGAGGAAGAGGUGGUACCUGACAAAGAGUUCUUGCAACAGACGCACCUAGUAUGCUGCGUGCCGCCAUACGCUCGCCAGGACAUCGGCGAGGCGGUAACGGUGCAGCUAUUCGUGCGGUCAGGCGGCAAGGCGUCCGAGCCACACGCCUUCUACUACACCCCUCGCACUGCCGGCCCGAUCCACUGCACGCGUCACGCACAAGGUGAGGAGAGGGAACGCGAACGCCCCCUAGUGGGUUGGGGAGGAAUGAUGCCCCCUCCGUCGUUACCCGUCCGCCGACCUUCGUUGCUGAUGCCCGAUCAUGAGCCCGUGGGGCUCAAAAGCGAGGUGGCGGACGAGUCGAGCCAGCACUCGCUGGAGCACGGCGAGUCGUCGUGCGGGCCGGACGGGCCCGAGCCGGCCGCGGGCCAGAUGCUCGCCGACGACCUCAAGGUCGUGGACCUCCGGCUGAAGUCCGAGACCAUCGCCAGGGACCCCCAGACUCAGGUGAGCUACGGCUACGACGCCAUAAAGAUGUCGCCGACUACCCCCGGGCAGAGCGAGCCGCCGUCGCCGCUGGCGUCGUUCACGCAGCAGCUGCAAGCCAUCCAGAACCAGGUGCAGACGGACAAGAUGGUGGAGACGGUGACCGCCGCGAUAUUCAACUCGGACGACAACGCGGGCCAGAUCUACCCGCCGAUGAUGCAGGCGAUGGACCCGAUGCGGCAGCUGAUUUCGGCGAAGACGCAGAUCGACAUCCAGCCCGACAUGAAGGUGUUGAAUCCCGAGCUGAUGAUCACGGACACGUCGAUGCAGGCCACGGUCAUGCCGCCCGAGCAACGCAUGAUGGUUUACAACACGGCGCGCCCGGACGAGACCUUCAACCCUUUCGGCGCCAUGACCAAGAUGGAGAUGGAGUCGAAUCAGAUCGAGAGGCGGCUGGCGCGGCAAAGCGCGCACAUGGAGGCCUUGGUAGAAGACGCCAUGAAGGUGUCGCCGAGCAUGCUGUGCGACAACAAUCAGCGCAUGGGUCUCCCCACGACGACGUCGCAGGAGGAGUUGAUGAUGCUGCCAGAACAGGUGCAGCUGACAUCGGUGAAGACGCCGCCCGCGGCCGUCAAGUCCAUGAUUCUCAACGCGGCGGCUGAAAUCCUGACGUCAGACACCACCAUGAAUGCACUCGUCACCUCCGCCAUCAACACGGCGAAUAUUCUCACGACGGGGACUGAGAACGCGGCUGGCGGCGUCAUGCAGACAACAGACGCGCAACCUCCCGCGGAGCAGCCGGGCGAGACUCCGCUCGUGGCCAUGUCUCAGGCAGUCUCACAGGCCGUGACGCAGGCAGUCUCGCAGGCCGUCUCGCAGGCUGUCUCGCAGGCUGUCUCCCAGGAGAUGACCGCGCCUGUACAGGGGCUCACCGAUAUGAGCGAUCAGGAUCUCCUCCAGUAUAUCAACCCCAGCACGUUUGAUACCGUGUGAGCGCCGCCUGCCCGGGUCGCUUAGUGCUAAAGACUAUGCCUAGUAGAAGCAUUUCAGUGCGGUGUUGUGGGCUCAAAGCAGAUUUUAUGUGAAUUUUUAAUGGAUGUUACUACCUGUUAUAGACUUAUGGAACUGUAGAACGUAUAAUCUCUGUUAGAUGAGUGAUUAUUCAGUUGUAUGUCUAUGAAUUUGUUUUAUGAUUCUCAUACAUAUAAAGUGUUUGUAUUAAGUAACGUAGGGACGUCAAUUAUUUCAUGAUGUGAGUCAGUAUUACAGGGCUAAAUUUACGCAUCUCGCACGGGGUUGCUACUACGACCAUUAAUAUCAAUGUUUACGACAUUCUUUUGAAAAGUAUUUCAACCCUGUGCAAAGAAAUAGAGGAAUGUAUUUUCGAAAAAUAUUAUCUUACGAACUCUUUUUUUAUUUACAAAAUAUAUGGAGACGUGUAUAAUCGUAAUAUUCUAUAUUUCGAAUUGUAUCUUGUAAAUAGAUAGCUUUGUAUUUAUGUUGUUUAGUGUUAGCGGUAAGAGGCAGUGGCUACGAUGGGUGGACAGUAAUGGUAUACAUAACUUGUAUUUAUUCUUAUUUCUCUCCUAUCCUUUUUUAAUUUCUUGCACAAAUAUUAUAAAAAAAUAUCAAACGGUGCUAACUGAUAACUUGUCACGUGCGUGCAAUUUUAUAUUUUUUCCUAAUAUUUCUAUACUUCUCUGUUCUUUCCUAAGUUUUUCGCCAGGGUCUAAUUUAUUAUUGUUCGAGCCUGCCGAAGCCACUGGACGUACUAUUAGACAAACUUCUAUUGCAACUCACAAUCAUAAAGAUGAGUCUCAUAUUUAUAGUCUUCAUUUCGUGGCCAUAGACACUUCAGAGCGAUACAGUCGUAAGCACAUCAACUUUCCAAAAAUUUACACUUUUCAAUUGAUUUUGAACCUUGAUGCAAUAGCAUAACGUUCAAAACCCAAUGCGCAAGUUGAUUUGCUAACGAACGUACAGUCAGCCGCAUUAAUAACUUCAAUUAAGUCUACUAUCACGUUUUUACGAAAUAUUAAUGAUAAUUAUCAUUUGAAUUGUAUAAACGACUGAUUUAUAACGUGAGUUGCAAAAGUCAAUUUAUUCGUUGUAUAAUAUGAUUGUGAUAUAUAAAAUAUUAUUACUGUUCGCAUAGUAGCUAAUUUUAUAUGUUUAAGAAAAACUGUACUGAUGUGAUGUUAGAGCAAAGAUUUAUAUAAAAGUAUGUUAAACGUUAUUAUAAUGAAGUUCAUUUUUUAUAGGAAAAAAUCGAAUGCUACAUAUUUAAAUGUGCCAUUUACUACGUAUAAUCCUAGAAUAGAUGUUAUGUCAAAUCAUAUCGUACAAAGUAUCACGGACAUAUGAUUUUUGGCCGACAUCCGACCGGCAAAUGCGUGCCUUGAAAGUACUAUCCCCGACCACAAUUAUCUAUUAAAUAUACAGUAUUUAAAUCAGGGACCACAUUGAACGAAACAUUUGUACUAACUUCUUCAUUAAUAGGAACAAGCCAAAUACAUGCCUACUGGUGAAUUAUUAGCAUGUAACGGUCUACUGACCAAUGACGAAUGAUCUUAGUAAAGAUAAAUACAAUUCGGCGAUGUCUAAAGGUACAGUCAGGCACGUAUUAUGGAACGACACUCAAUACUCGAUUCAAACUAGCCUAAAUUCAAGCCUGUAAUUUAAUUUCUACCAACCACAGGCUUCAAUCCUACAUUUUGAGUCGUUCCAUAAUACGACCCUAAAAGCGUAGAUUACUUUUCGAUAUUUAUUAUUUAUUUAUUCGAAUCCAUUUGCUAGUGCAUUUUACUAUUAUUUAAUAAUUAUUUUUAGUUACAUUAUGUAUCCAACUGUAGCGCUAGACGUAUUAGCGCAUCUUCGAUGUAGUUGAACCAUGUUUCAAAUAAACGAAUUUAGAUAUGUUACAAAAACAUACAUCACAAUAUAGUAAGUUAGUCUUCCUCGCAUAAUAUAGAACAUGAUUAUCUUGAAAAAAAUUACUGCCUGGCGACUGGUGUGUAUUAAAAAAUUAUUUUUGUAAAACAACAUGAUUUUUAUUAUAAUAGUUUUUAAACAACUUUUAGUUAUACAAAGAAUAGAUUUUAUUGAAUUUGUAUUUAUACGAAUAUACAUUUUGAUAUGUUUACGCUGUAGUCUUCAGAAUAAUAUAUUUUGAUAAUUUUGUUUAGAAUUUUGAUAAAAAUAUUUAAAAGAGACCAUAGAAUAGCAUUAUAUUUGUAUGAUGUAAAUAAAUGAGGUUAUAGUGCGACAAUGUAAAUUUUUGUUGAAAUUUAACUUUAUUUUAUCUGUGGAACCGCACAAUGACUUUGGAAUAGUUAAGUUGAAUCAUUUACCGUCCAUUAGAAAUUACCAAAUUGUUUGCGACCUCUCAUUUGUAUAAAAUAUUUCAUUGUGAAGACAAUGUGAACAUAGCUAAAUCAAUUCGAAGAAAUAAAAAAAAAAUGUAAUGAUAUUCUUUAAUCAGGUCGUUAUAAUAUAAAUGUUUUGGUCCUUAAGACAAGGCAAUAAGGUUCAAUCUACCACUGCCCGUUUUAAGGAAAUAUCAUAGACAAUGUACAGUACACACAUAAAAUAUCAUAAUGUAUAACAACGUGCCAGUAAUCAUUCCUUUUAUUAUUUAUUUUCAUGGAAUUGUGCAAGGUAAAACUAAAUUGACUCUCCAAGUGAUAGUUACUUGUGUUUUAUAUUUAGACGCGAGAGGAGCCAUCGGCUGACGACAUCAUUUACAUGGUGUGUCGUGUCUUUGCUAUUUCGCCAACUUUAUCUUUACUAUGACUGAACAUAGCAUGUCAAAAAGCCUAUGUUUAUUGCAAAAAGGCUACUAAUAUACAUACAACGAGUGUAAUUUUAUUAAAUGUAGUGUAUACUUGUUAGUGUAUUUAUGACCUUAUUUUGAAUAACUUACAAAAUCGUGUUUAAUAUUCCCGACACUAUUUAGUGGGCUCUUUAUGCUGCCGGCUGUACAAUGAGGAUGUAUUGUGUAUGGUGUAUGAGGACAUUUGUAUGUACUAUUGUAUAGAUCUCUAGUCGAUCUAAAUCAUUCAAUGCAACUUGCCGAGAGGUUAUAAUGAAGAUUAUGUAUGUUAUUUGUUUUAAUGUAAGUAAUUAAUUAAAUGUUAUGAAAAAUAA